Messenger RNA from Dreissena polymorpha, 887 nucleotides. Its product is annotated as E-selectin-like. The transcript has 3 exons. Lineage: Eukaryota; Metazoa; Mollusca; Bivalvia; Myida; Dreissenidae. The coding region runs from base 46 to 525 and encodes 159 amino acids. The record is from RefSeq and is a predicted model, not a curated record.
UGUCGCGAAGGAUACAGGAUAACGAGCGGCACUGGAAACAGCGACAUGGCUAGAAGUGUACAAUGUGAAUCGAAUGGGAAGUGGAAUACCACAUACACAUGUGAACCGAAGGUGUGUAUCCUCCGAAAUGAUUCUGCUCUUAGACAUUGGAACCCUGAGAGUAGCUCUACGGACAAGACUGUCGGGUCACAACUGACACUAACAUGUGAAACCAAUUACUGGCUGAAUAGCUCAAGUGCAGGUGCUCCGGUGACCACGCAAAACAUAACAUGCCAAUUAAGUGGGGAAUGGUCGCCAGAUAAAAGAUGUUAUUUAACACAAUGUGAAAACAUCCCAACCAUAGACAAAGCCAAUAUAACAUAUUCGACUGAAAAUAAGACUGUCAAUUCGUUUGCAACUAUAUCAUGUGGCGAAGGAAACAGGAUCACGAAAGGCACUGGAAACAGCGACAUGACUAGAAGUGCACAAUGUGAAUCGAAUGGGAAGUGGAAUACCACAUACACAUGUGAACCGAAGGGUAUAUGAUAUACUUGUUAUUACUAAUGUGAUGUUUUAUAACUGAAACAGUAUGCGGUCUUAUAUUGCAUAUUCCUAUACUUAUUUGCAUAAACGGAUAUAUAAUAUGUGCGUACAUAAUAUACUGCUUAUAUUGGUGCGUGUUCAGUAUAAAAUACAAAAGACCAAAUGGAUUUGCCAUAUGCCACUUUAAGAAAUAGCUGUGUGCAAUCUGUGGCUGGCAAAACCGAACAGGUAAAUGGCGUUAUCAAUGGGCACAUCAUUAUGAUGUCAUGCCUGCAUACACAUGUUCGAAUAGUUCAACUAUUGGUGCGUUUUAUAUUUGGAAUAGACACAUCCUGUUGAGCGAUGUUGACGUGUAGUGUUGCUUU